Molecule: messenger RNA, 1922 nt
Organism: Chara braunii
Lineage: Eukaryota; Viridiplantae; Streptophyta; Charophyceae; Charales; Characeae
Source: the annotation of a GenBank genome assembly
GCAGAGAUCGCGAGCCGUUUGCGCGAGCAAGGAGGCUGGAUGAUUACCCGCGAAGCCCUCGCUAUGAGGCCGAUCGGCGUAGAGGCGACUCCCGCGGCCGAUGGGAGACAGAACAGGGCCGACGAGAUGGAUAUAGGGACGACAGAUACGAGAGGUCGGACCGAGAUGGAUAUAGGGACGACAGAUACGAGAGAUCGGACCGAGACGGAUAUAGGGACGACAGAUACGAGAGGUCGGGUCGAAAUGGCUACAGAGGUGGUAGGUAUGAAAGAGGAGAUCGGGAUUGGGAAUGACGAGAUGGGUCGCGCGGACAGUUUGAGCGCGGGGGAGAUGCGAGAGAGCAGCGCGACGAGUCGCGGGGGUGGUACAACCGAGGGGACCGACGCGAUGAGUCACGAGGGCGAUAUGACUCAGGGGACCUCCGGAAUGAUUCGCGAGGGCGGUAUGAGCAAGGAGGGUCUGGAGGAGACCGCCGCAACGAUUCGCGCGGUCGGAAUGAGAGAGGGGGAUAUGGCGUCUCAUCAGAACCAUAUCCCAAAGAAGGCUGAGCCAUUGAGACUACUCCUUCGAAAAACUGAGAAAUUCUACUGGGAUUCCUCGCAGGAACUCGCUAUGCAAGAGCUUAAAGAUGAAUUUAAGGAGGGAGGACGCGUACUGGGCAUGCCGUACUUUGAUGAUGAGGCUGGGAGACCCUUCAUAGUAGCCACGGAUGCUGGGCCUUGUUCGGUAGGAGGGUUGCUGUCUCAGAAGGACGCUGAAGGGAAGGAAAAACCGUUAAGAUUUGAGAGUAUGACACUUAAUAUGGCAGAGCGAAACUACAGUCAAUUCAAGAAGGAAGUAUUAGCUGUUCUGCGGUGUCUAGACACGUUCAGACAUUAUAUCUAUGGACGACGGUUCAUCUUGAGAGUGGAUCCCACCGCGGUCGCCUCUGUCCUCCAGAAGGACUUUAGCCUGACAGACCCGACCAUUGCACGAUGGUUAAUACGGAUUCGACUAUAUGAAUACACAGUAGAGAGGAUAUCUGACACUAAAAAUGUUGUAGCGGAUGGGCUCUCUCGGAUCCCUCUUGAGGGAGAGCGCCCGAUAGUAGUUGGAGCCCUGACAAUGGCGGAGCCGAGACGCGCCGAGAGAUUUCUGGUUAACCUUUACGAGGGCAAGUACCGAACGAUAGGGCUACACCUGACGGGAGAGGAGAGUCAAGAUUUAGAUAUCCGGAGACAAGCAGCCCAGUACUGCCUUAGAGCGGGCCACCUUUUCCGAAGGCCAGUAGGCUCGGGGAUGCCCUUACGAGUAGUCUGUGACCCUGAGGAGAGACAGACAAUAGUUGCAGAGCUUCACGACGGGGUAGUCGGAGGACACAGGGGAGUCAAAGGAACCUACGAAAAGAUACGUCGGCUGUACUGGUGGGAAGAACAGUAUAAGGACGUCGAGAGGUACUGUAUGACAUACGAGGAAUGCCAGAAAAGGGCUCUUGUGAAAUACAAUGAGCCACUUCAUCCAUCCUAUCCAACCCGACCAGGAGAGAAGGUACACAUCGAUCUGGUGAAGAUGCCGAAAGGGGUAGGCAAUAUGAACUAUAUUGUGAACAUACGAAACGACUUCACGGGGUUCGUGGACGGUAGACCUAUCAGGAGUAAGACGGCAAAGGAAGUAAAGAACUUCGUCCUGGAGUACUUAUCUAGGUAUGGUUGUGUCAGCAAGAUAGUGAUGGACAGAGGAGCAAAAUUCAUGGCCGACGAGGUUCAGAAUGGAUUUCAAGAGAGCUGGGGCGAGAGUUUCGAUAGCCACCGCAUAUCACCCACAGUCGAACUCCCCAGUAGAGAGGGGACACCAGACUCUGAUAGCGUCACUGUCCAAGUGGUACAAGGGUAAGGACAGUGAUUGGCCACGAUAUUUUCAAUACGCAAUAUGGGCAGACAACA